Molecule: messenger RNA, 492 nt
Organism: Trichoderma citrinoviride
Lineage: Eukaryota; Fungi; Ascomycota; Sordariomycetes; Hypocreales; Hypocreaceae
Exons: 3
Coding region: 1-492 (163 amino acids)
Biological process (GO): fungal-type cell wall organization
Cellular component (GO): fungal-type cell wall
Molecular function (GO): structural constituent of cell wall
Source: RefSeq, a predicted model, not a curated record
AUGAAGUUCACCGUCGCUGUCGCUCUCGCCGCCGCUGGCGUCUCUGCCGUCUACGUCCCCCCUAGCAACGUCACCGUUGUUACCGACGUCGUCGAUGUCUACACCACCUACUGCCCCUUCGCCACGCAGAUCACCCACGGCUCCAAGACCUACACCGUCACUGAGCCCACCACUCUGACCAUCACCGACUGCCCCUGCACCAUCACCCGCCCGGUCACCAUCACCAGCAGCGUCGCCUGCGUCACUUGCGGCUCUGCUGCCCCUACUGGUGCUGUUCCCUCUGGCAACGGCGGUGGUGCUCCCCCUGCCUUCACCAACUCCACCAUCACCACUCCCACCCAGGCUCCUCCUGCCGGUGGCAACCCUCCCGCCAGCACCGGUGGUGUUGUCCCUACCGCUCCUCCCGCCGUCCCCACUGGCGGUGCCAGCAAGGCCGUCCUCUCCGGCGCCGGCCUUGCCGGUAUCGUCGGUCUGGCCGCCUUCGUCCUGUAA